This is a messenger RNA of Anthostomella pinea, 1290 nucleotides long. Lineage: Eukaryota; Fungi; Ascomycota; Sordariomycetes; Xylariales; Xylariaceae. The record is from the annotation of a GenBank genome assembly.
AUGUCGACCUUCCAAGUGACUGACACUGCCGUGUCUGAACUAGAGCAGCUGGCUCAAGACAUCGCUUCCAAGACGCAGGAGUUCCUAGCAGUUCUACGAAGAAAUGGCUGCGCGCUGCCCUCGCACGACCCGGACACUGCCAGGAACGAUUCGCUACCGAUAGAGGGAACCGUUCUACAAAGGCACCUGAUGGAGCUCACGACGGAGCUGCAAGCUCUUGUUCAGGGCCCAAGAUUACAUGUGCACAACCAAGUUUUGGCACACGUGAAUCUGGUCAAUCUACAUGCCAUUUACAGCUUCAAACUCCCAAGCAGAGUGCCCAUGGAAGGCAGCAUCAGUUACGCGGAACUGGCCGGAAAAAUCCAAGUGGGCGAGGAUGUGGUUCGCCGCAUUGCACGAUAUUCCAUUACAAAGCACAUUUUCCGAGAAGUUGACGGCGGCGACAGGCUUACACACUCGGUCACUUCCAAGAUGCUGGCCGAGUCACCCAUGAUGAUGGAAUGGAUUGGAAUGGUCUGCGAAGAGAUGUGGCCUGCUGCAACGCAGGCAGUUUCAGCCCUGGCAAAGUGGCCCAGAUCGCAAGAGCCGCAACACUCGGGAUAUGCACUCGCACAUGGGCUGGAAACGCACGUCUUCGACAUGCUGGUGGACCAGCCUGAGCGGGCCGAGCGCUUCGCCAACGCCAUGGUCUACUUCAACUCGAUCGAAGACCUUGCGUCGCACCACCUGUGCGAUGCUUACGACUGGAAAUCGGUCUCGCAGGUUGUCGACAUUGGCGGCUCGGCUGGCUCCACCGCAGUGGCACUCGCGACACGACUGCCGCGAGUGAGCAUCGUCAUCCAGGAUCAGGCUGUUCUUGAGGACCAGGCGCGACGGUCCAUUCCGCCCGCGCUUGCAGACCGCGUCUCCUUCAUGGCACAUGACUUCUUCCAAGACCAGCCGGUGCGCGACGCAGAUGUCUACCACUUUCGCUGGAUCUUCCACGACUGGUCGGACCGGUACUGCCUGAAGCUCCUGCGAGCCCUGGUGCCAGCGCUAAAGCCGGGCGCCAGAGUCGUCGUAUCGGACUUCGUCGUGCCCGAGUCCGGGGCCACGUCCUGGUAUACGGAGGGGCUCGUCCGGGGUUUCGAUCUGGCUAUGAUGGAACUGUUCAAUGCUCGCGAAAGGGAGGAGCGGGAUUGGCAGAAGCUAUUCGUCGAGGCGGAUUCCCGGUUCCGAUUUGCAGGCGUUAGGACCGUCCCUGGCGCUGAUCUCGCUUUCAUUUCGGCUAUUUGGACACCACCUGUGUAG